AUGGAAACCCCACCAAAUGAGGUCGAGCCCGACGAAGAGCGGUAUCUCCCAGUAAAACCUCCACCUCGGGCUCCGAGACCUUCUCAUAAGGCGUUAGGUAUUUCCCUGCAAGAACGUCUGUCAGGGAUGCGCUUCAAGACGUAUCCCUUCGACGUCUUCUACUCCUCGCUAGGAAAAGCCCUCAUGACACAGAUGAGAGGGCGCAGAAAGGACCGCCGCCUAGUGCAGCAUGACAUUGCGCGCUGGGUUGAAAAGUUCAUCAGCAGUCCAAACCCACGUGUCACACCUUGGCGCAGCGUCGUCGCCAACCUCAGCCGCAACGUCGGCGACUUCCACAAGCUCCCUCUGUACUUCGCUCACCCGCUUCUCACAGGAGAGACCAUUGUUGUCAACCCGGAUUUCGCGAAAGAUGACGAGGGUCGUUACCGCGUUGACGUUGUGAGAGAGUUUGAUAUGGCUGAGCGUCACUUCUGGGCAUCUGUCUUUGGAGCAUUGGGUAAAACUUGCAAGGCGGAGGCCACGGGAAACCUCAACCUCAUCCAGGACGCUUUUCGCCUCAGCACCCUACUAAAUUAUUUCCCUCUCGAUGCCUACGAUGAGCCACAGCCACCAUCGCGUCUUCUGGUCGAAAACCUACCAUUCUUUCUAAGCUAUCGCAUACCUCAAGUGCGUGGCCCGCAGGACGUUGCUUUUGACGAUGAGCUGGAGGAGAGGAUUGAAAAUUGGCUUUGCAAGCCCGCACCGAAUGGAGCCAUGAAGGAGUGGAAUACCCCUCGGAGACAGGCAAACCAGCUUCGCAGGACUCGAAAAGCCGCAAUAACUGGGCCGACCAAGCCUCUCAAGGUUGUUAAGGUUGCCAAGCGGAAAAGGACACCAGAAUAUCACGAGUGA
Verticillium nonalfalfae is the source of this 891-nucleotide messenger RNA. RefSeq lists its product as uncharacterized. The transcript is spliced from 3 exons. The record is from RefSeq and is a predicted model, not a curated record. NCBI's taxonomy places the organism in Eukaryota, Fungi, Ascomycota, Sordariomycetes, Glomerellales, Plectosphaerellaceae. The coding region runs from base 1 to 891 and encodes 296 amino acids.